Pipra filicauda (Wire-tailed manakin) is the source of this 3984-nucleotide messenger RNA. RefSeq names its product integrin alpha FG-GAP repeat containing 2 (gene ITFG2). The record is from RefSeq and is a predicted model, not a curated record. Bases 36 to 1367 code for a protein of 443 amino acids. Gene Ontology annotation, biological process: regulation of TOR signaling. Gene Ontology annotation, cellular component: KICSTOR complex. NCBI's taxonomy places the organism in Eukaryota, Metazoa, Chordata, Aves, Passeriformes, Pipridae. Gene Ontology annotation, molecular function: protein binding. The transcript is spliced from 13 exons.
CGGCGGGCCCGGCGCGGGGUCCCGCGGGCGGCGGGAUGCGCUCCGUCAGCUACGUGCAGUGCGUGGCGCUGGACUUCGCGGGCAGCCUCUUCCCGCACGCCAUCUGCCUGGGGGACGCCGACAACGACACGCUGAAUGAACUAGUGGUGGGAGACACCAAUGGAAAACUCUAUGUUUACAAGAAUGAUGACAGCAAACCCUGGGCUGUGCGAUCUUGCCAAGGAAUGCUCACGUGUGUUGGUGUGGGCGAUGUAUGCAAUAAAGGAAAGAAUUUCGUGGUGGCGGUGAGUGCAGAAGGCUGGUUUCAUCUUUUUGACCUGACUUCUCCAAAACACCCAGAUGCUUCAGGCCACCAUGAGUUGGCAGCAGCAGAAGAGCAGAACCCAGUGUUCAAGCAGCACAUUCCUGCCAACACCAAGGUCAUGCUGAUCAAUGACAUUGAUGGAGAUGGGAAGUGUGAGUUGGUGGUGGGUUACACUGACAGGGUGGUGCGUGCCUUCCGCUGGGAGGACUCGUCAGAGAAUUCAGACCACAUCUCUGGGCAGCUGCUCUUGUUGAAGAAAUGGCUGCUAGAAGGCCAGGUGGACAGCCUCUCUGUGAACCUGGGCCCUGAUGGCUCCCCGGAGCUGAUGGUGUCGCAGCCAGGCUGUGGCUACGCCAUCCUGCUGUGCACCUGGGACAUGGAGCACCGGGACACAUCUGCGGGAAGGGACGGCUCUGCUUCAAGCAGUGAGGCUCCUGUUCGAGAUGUUAUUCUACACCAAACAUCUGGACGGAUUCACAACAAGAAUGUCUCCACUCAUCUAAUUGGUAGCAUUGCCCGAGGUGGCUCCAGUGAGAAUAGUGGCUCGGGUCUCUUUGCCCUCUGUACUCUGGAUGGGACAUUGAAACUCAUGGAGGGAGCAGACAAGCUGCUCUGGUCUGUUCAGGUUGAUCACCAGCUGUUUGCUCUGGAAAAGCUGGAUGUUACAGGCAAUGGGCACGAGGAGGUGAUUGCCUGUGCGUGGGAUGGUCAGACAUACAUCAUUGACCACAAUCGGACUGUUGCCAGGUUUCAAGCAGAGGAGAAUGUCAGUGCGUUCUGUGCAGGCCUCUAUGCAUGCAAAGGAGGAAGCAACAGUCCCUGCCUGGUUUAUGUCAGCUUCAGCCAGAAGAUCUACAUCUACUGGGAUGUGCAGCUGGAGAGAAUGGAGUCCACCAACCUGUUGAAAAUCCUGGAGGGUGACCCAGAGUUUGCAAGUCUCCUGCAACAGCUGGGUGUAGGUAACAAUUUUCAAGGGCUAGACAUUUGUUUUCAGUUGAAGAGCUUCCAGAGGGAGAAGUCGGAAACAGAAGCAGAUAGCACAUAUAUCCCUGAGAUGAACUGACAAAUUCAAAUGAUUCCUGAAUACAAGACACAACCUAAUCAGAAGAGCUCUGCAAUGUCUGUGCUGUCUUGUCCUCACUGAUGUAUCAGCCCUGCCUACGAGGAUUGUGGCCAGACUGAGCAGAGAGGUAAGAUAAAGGCACAGAGUGCAGAUGUGUGCUAAAUGCCUGUCUCCUCAUCCUCUCUACUGUGCUUCACAGAAGAGGCUUCCCUGUGCCUCCUCACUACCUAAGUGGGUAUACUGACCAUGAGUCUCAGGUCACGUGUGCCACCACAUUAGCCCAGGCUGCAACCUGCCAACACUGUCCAGCUGAAACAGCUCUUCCUCAGUAACAGGCAUGGAUUCUACUGGGAAAGCAUUAACCAUCCCUCUGGCUCACAGAAGCCAACUGUUUAUUGCCCAGCUGGAGAAAAAGCAUUGUAUCAGCUUCUCAGAAACAGAAAACCUGAAGCAUGGAUAGCAGUUACUAGGGAAUCACUUUGGAAGCAGGCUGACCUGAGAUGCAUGAGCUGUUGUUAUAAUAAGCCUAAACUCUAUCACUAGGCAGAUUCUUGAGUUUUGUUUCAGAGCAGGCUGGGAAAGUUGCAAGUUAGAAACUUGCUAGCAUAUAACAGGACAGUGAUUAUUCUGUAGAAAAUGACAUUUAAUCUCAUUCAGUGUAAACAGCCCAGCACAGUUAUCAGUUCCAGCAGCAUCACAAAAGUUAUCCACUUUCAAAUUACACCACUAACUAUUUGUCCAGAGAACUCACCAGGAGCCUGAGGAAAGUCCUCCAUCCAGCAUACCACAAAUACAACGCAGCUGAGGUAAGGACUACACAGGCAGCUGAUGAGAACUGCAAGCCUUCCUGGCCUAAGAGGACUUUUCAUCACAUUACCCACUCUCAUCUGUGUUCCAGAAUUUUCAGUUUGCUACCAGUCACCAUUAGUCUUUAUGUAAAUGUCAGUUAUGGGGAUUUCCAAGAAAGAGGGGAAGGAGAAUCAGUAAGGAUCACCACUUAUAAAGAAAUGUGUGUUCUGAAAUAAUGUAAGUUCCAAAGUCAAGAAGCUGCUGUAACAAACAAAAGGCUGAUUAACCCCAGAUUACUUUGGCAUAGAGGAAAAGUGGACUGGGACAGCAGUGGAAUCUUUCAUCAUCUUUUUCCAAGCCAACAGGAGACAAGCUCCACAAUAAAAAAAUAACAGCUUGAUUCUGUGAUGCAUCUCCGUCAUGAUAAGCUUUCCAAAGUGCUUUGCAAAAGUUGUCACAAAAAAGGACAAUUCUGCUAAAAUACCAUGUGGGCAAGCCACCUAAGGAAAUAGGAGGACUCUGCAGUACAACUCUUACAGAUUGGCUCUGUCUCUGAUCUCUGAGACUUAAAAAGGCCUUAGGCACAGGGCAACUAUAACCUAUUAGAAUGAAAACACUUCUUGCCUGAAUCUCCCUGUAGCACUGAAGUCUACAGAUAUUUAGACUUAUUCCCCAGGCAAGUUCAGUUCCAAGUUAGGUAAUGCAUUUGUUAGCACUUUGAAAUUUUCAGCGUAUUUGUCUGUGUGUAAACGGCAGCUUUAAGCUGGUAGACUAUCUUUUCUCAGGAGGUGCUGUCAGGGAAAAAAGACAUCACUGGGGUCGUGUUCCAUUUCUAUUAAAAACUGGACCAUAAUCAAGCAGUUCUCCAAAAGGUACCAGCUCACCUCUCUGGUUAAAAUGAACUGGCAGCCCGAGUCCUAUUUCCUGCCACAGUUCUGUUACUGACAGGAGAGGGUUUUUGAAGUUCACAAAUGAGAACAUCAAAAGCAACAAGACUAAAAAGAAGGGGAGGAGAGCUUCCCUUCCUUCAGUGUAAGAAGAUUAAGUGUGACAAACAGUGACUGGCUCUUAAGAAGGGCAGAAAAAGAGAGAAAUGCCUGUGCAGAAUUCAGGUUGUGUUAGACUUAUUUCCUUGACUGUGAUGUUCAUUAACCCUCCUCUGUGAGGGAAAAUAAAAUGUGUGCGACAGCUGGGGUCCAGUCCAUCAGAAACACAAACGGUUCACUAGUGGACCCUGCUGCUGACUUAACUACUGCCCCUGGGAUACAACACCUGUACGUGCUUGUCCUUGCUCAAUGUACAUGCCUGGCAAAAACCCCCACACUUUGUCACUGAAUUUCCUCAUACAGAACAAUAAAGAGUGAUUAUUAAAGAGAAAGAAACAACUUCAUUUGCUCAAAACCAGGCUCCAGGUAUUUGGAAAAAUUAUAUUAAAAAGCCAUUUAUCCUACUAGUCUGUUCCCAAGUACGGUUAUGUUAACCUAGCUACAUUAAGGUCUAAAACCCAGGGUAAGCAAUGCCUGACUGCAACAGUAAAGACUGCAAAACAAACUAGACAGUGUCUUUGCUUGCAGCCUUUCAGAAACUUGCUACCAUGCUGUGUUCAUAUUGUAAUUUAUUGUGCCAACUGAAUUUUAAAAGGUGUAUGUGUUUUUCUUGGAAGUGUAGUCUUUACUCUCCAACACGGGAGAUGUUUUUAGGACAGGUAACUGAAUUAAAAACAGCUAAAAACUUUAAAAUGUAUUUUGUAUCCACCCUAUACCAGGUCUAUAUCUUGGUGAGUCUCAUAUCUGCAUAUUACUGAGCAGCUUCAACCAUGCAGCCUUGU